AUGGACUCUUGCAUCAUACCGUGGAUGAAUAGUCGACCAAGUUGCUUAAGCUACGGUACCGACGAUACCAUAUGCUCGCGUCAACAGGCUCUUGUGAACAAUGCAUUUGGUUCCGACGUUGUGUUUAUUGUCGGGCCUGCUCAACAGCGAAUUUUCGCACAUAAAAUAUACCUGACCAUAGCUUCCGAGUACUUCUACGUCCUAUUCUAUGGCAACUUUGACGAAGCAAGCAACGAUGAGGUGGUGCUGAAGGACGAUGAUCCGGAGUUGUUCCUGCUGGUCUUACAGUUCAUUUAUUCAAAGCACAUGGAACCAACCGUGGACAAUGUGAGCUAUCUUUUUGAUUCCGCUAGAAAGUACAUGUUACCCGAGCUUACGGAACUGCUAGGCCAGUUCGUGGCGGAAAGGUUGACCAGUUCAUCUGUAUUGGAGAUUUUCAACGAUAACGGACAAUACGGCAGUGCCCGAUUAGACCACUCUUGCCUGUCCAUGAUACGGGACAAUCCAUUGCUAUACUUCAACAGCGAAGAUUUCAAAUUGCUUGAAAUGAAUAGGCUCAGAUUGAUACUUCGCCAGAACAAAGUAAACUGCACCGUGAAUCAGUUGCAAAAUGCGCUUGAUAAAUGGGCAGCGGCCAACAUUAACGAAGAUGUGCGCAAGCUGCGGAUGGUUUUAAAAGAUAGUGUUAACUUUAAAAACGAUAAUAGUAGAAUAAAUACGGUACAUAUCGAUGAUGCCAUGCAGUAUCCACUUGAAAAACGGAAAGAUACAUUUAAGCACUAA
Molecule: messenger RNA, 783 nt
Organism: Anopheles nili
Lineage: Eukaryota; Metazoa; Arthropoda; Insecta; Diptera; Culicidae
Product: BTB/POZ domain-containing protein 19-like
Exons: 3
Coding region: 1-783 (260 amino acids)
Biological process (GO): neurogenesis
Cellular component (GO): cytosol
Molecular function (GO): protein binding
Source: RefSeq, a predicted model, not a curated record